GGUUAUACUAAAACGGAAAUGGCUUCGAUCAUUUCCAUGUUCGUGCUCGUUGCUUUUCAGCUAUCCAUUCAAGCUGCGAAAUCAGAACCACAGAUACAAGAUGAAGCUUGGGGUUAUGUGGAAGUAAGACCAAAUGCUCACAUGUUCUGGUGGUUUUAUGGAGCUCAGGUGAAAGAUCCAGCAGAGAGAGUUCAAAAACCUCUGUUGAUGUGGUUGCAGGGAGGUCCCGGGGCUUCCUCCACAGGUUAUGGCAAUUUCGCAGAGAUCGGUCCCCUGGAUAUCGAUCUCAAGCCGCGCAAUACAACGUGGAUAAAGGAAGCUAACAUCGUAUUUGUGGAUAAUCCUGUUGGUUGUGGAUAUAGUUAUGUUACAGAUCCAUCGGCCCUCACCACGAACAUCUCAGAAAUUACAGCUGACUUGAUAACCUUCUUCAAAGCUUUUCUGCUCAAGUUCCCAAUUUUCCAGAAGUUACCUUUUUUCAUUGCUGGUGAGUCAUAUGGUGGUAAAAUGGCUGCUGCUUUGGGUAAGGCCUUACAUGUCUUGAUUAAAGAAAAGAAGAUUCAGUGUAAUCUUAUUGGGCUUGCCCUAGGAGACUCCUUGAUAUCGUUUGAAGACAUAACACUCUCUUAUGGACCAUAUCUAUUUUCUUUUUCGCUGCUUGAUGGGAAAGACUACAAUGAUGUCCAAGAAUUGGCCAAUGAAGUUUUCAAUGCUGCCAGUAAAGGAGAUUUCAAGACAGCUAUGGAUUUAACGGACAAAGGAAGCAACCUCAUUGCUAAUGUAACUGACAAUGUUGAUGUUUAUUAUGUGUUGCGUCAUAAUGUAUUAGAUUCUGUCAACACACAUUCCCUUAUCCACAAGAAUACUUCCAGGCUGUCACAUGAUCAAAUGUUUGCACAAUACAUAAUAAGGGCCCACAGUGAUCCUCUUUCUGAGCUCAUGAAUGGACCAAUCAGAAAGAAGCUUGGUAUUAUACCAGAAAAUGUUACAUGGGGUGGUCAGUCAAAUUUGGUGGCAAACUGUCAACGAAAUGACAUCCCAUCAUCAGUAUUAUCAGAUGUGGGUGAACUUGUUAGGGGAGGGGUGAAAGUGACUGUGUAUGAAGGUCAGCUUGAUAUGAUCUGUGGGACACUUGGUGCAGAGUUGUGGAUUUCGAAAAUCAAGUGGGAUGGCUUGUCAGAAUUUUUGAAGGCAUCUAGGAAACCAUUGUAUGCACCAUCAAAAUUGGAAAAGAGGGAAACUGGAGCUUUCUUGAAGAGCUAUAAAAACUUUGGGCUUUAUUACAUUCUCAAUGCUGGUCAUAUGGUUCCAAUAGAUGCCCCUGAAAUGGCUUUGGAAAUGAUAAAAACUGUCCUGAACUAAUGGUUAUCUACCAAAUGGCAAGAGUGUGUCCUGUAUUGUGGCACAAAUGACAUUAUAGUCUCUUGGAGACUUUGACCUUAAAUAAUCAUAAAACUUGAUUUCGAUGUUUUAAUACUUUA
Pocillopora verrucosa is the source of this 1481-nucleotide messenger RNA. RefSeq names its product retinoid-inducible serine carboxypeptidase-like. Gene Ontology annotation, molecular function: serine-type carboxypeptidase activity. The record is from RefSeq and is a predicted model, not a curated record. Gene Ontology annotation, biological process: proteolysis. Lineage: Eukaryota; Metazoa; Cnidaria; Anthozoa; Scleractinia; Pocilloporidae.